GUCAGAACUGGAAAAGGAAGGUCCUCCCCCUGUGUUUGCAAGCUACUGCUUUUCUCUCCUUUCACCCUCCCUCCCUCUCUCGCUUUUGGCAUCCCCCAUCCCCCACUCUGUCUGUGAACGCUUGUGUUUCCAACGCUGCUUGCAACCCGAAAUCGCCAGAGCACAGCGAGCCGGAGGAGGAAACCGCCAGUUUUACGCAAAAGAGGAAAAUACUUUGAAAUAUAACUAACCUAAAUAGUCUGGAAACACGUAAAGGACCUAAUAAACACACAGCCAUUCGUCUUGAUUGAUUUGCAUAUCCAUUCCUCCUUCUCCUCCUUCAUUAGCCUCCCCUCUCCCCCACUGAAAGAGAAUGGCAAGCGGGCACCCCACUGACAAAUUCACUUUCUUGUACCAACCAGACAGCAGUCAGAACCUGAAGAGUAAGAAUAGACUGUCUUCCACUAUGAACCCCGUUUAUAGUCCCGUGCAACCCGGGACGCCCUAUGGAAAUCCCAAGAAUAUGGCAUACACCGGCUACCCAUCUGGCUACCCCACCACAGCUCCGACCUACACACCUAACCUCUAUCAGACGGGCAGUCCAGGCUACCCACCAGUGCUGCUGGUGAAGCAGAGCUGGCCCCAGACACCCUCGGGCCCCGGGGCCAAUGACGGCACCUAUGACCUGGCCGUGGACGCCGGCUCUGAGACCAGGCAGUACCAGGCCUCGUCUGCAGCAUUCAGAUACACCGCUGGGACGCCCUACAAAGUGCCCCCCACCCAAACCAAUGGAGCCCCCCCACCUUACUCUCCAUCCCCCAACCCCUACCCAGCUGCCAUGUACCCAAUCAGAAGUGCCUUUCCCCAGCAGAACCUCUAUGCUCAGGGUGCGUACUACACACAGCCUGUGUAUGCCGCCCAGCCCCAUGUAAUCCACCACACCACGGUGGUGCAGCCCAACAGCAUCCCCUCUGCCAUCUACCCCGCGCCCGUCCCUGCCCCGCGGUCCAACGGGGUGGCCAUGGGCAUGGUGGCUGGCACCACUAUGGCCAUGUCUGCAGGCACUCUGCUCACCACUCCACAGCACACCCCUAUAGGAGCACAUCCUGUCACCGUGCCAACAUACAGGCCCCAAGGAACCCCUGGCUACAGCUACGUGCCCCCUCACUGGUAGAGCUCAUCUGCCACAUCAUAUCUGGAGUCCAAACAUCGUAUGCAACUACUCAAGUCUUACAUGGGCGCUCCGUGAUCACCAUGGAAACGCCACGUCUGUUUGCAAGAACAAAAGAAAAAAAAAGUGCAAGGGUCACUUUAUGCAUUCUUGAGUGUUUUUGUAAAAGCUGCUUUUUUAUUUUUCAUUUUUUAUUUAAAGUCUUUUUUUUUGUUUCUGAACAUUUUUUUUUCUUUUGUUUGCCUAUCAGUUGUUGCAAUUUAUUUUUUUACAGUCGCCAACAUUAUUUCCAGACAAACUCCAGAAUGAUUUCGACCAACCACAUCUUUUAAGUGAUCUGUUUAUGUUCCGUAAUGACGCUUGUGUGUAGGUGUGUGCUACAGCGCGCAAUGUCAUCACCAUUAUGGUCGUCAUAAUCAUGAUCUUAUGCUGCCAAAUUUUCUAACUUUUAGAUAUUAGCACAGGUUUUUUAUUUAUUUUCAGUUUUGUUUUGUUGCCCCAUCACUCUCUCUGAGUGGUCGGCCGGAAACGGUUGAGGACUUUUUUUUUCUUUUCUUUUUUUUGAAACCGGUUUUUAUUUACGUGAAGUUUUUUAUUUUCCCUUCAAAUUUCUGUUCAUCUUCCAGUACCGAUAACAAGGGUGUCUUCCAGCUUGUAGCUGUUUAUUAGGUAGAUUUGUAUUGAAUAUAUUCGCUGUCUGGCAGUGCAAAACGUGGUUUUCAAUUUCAUUAGGUAUCGGAAUAACUUAGUUUACACCGAGUAGAGAGCAUUUUUGAGUAAGCCAGUUUGUUUAUUAGUCAGCUUCUAAAUUAUAAUGCGUAUAUAUAUUUAUAAUAGGUGUGUGCAUGUGUGUGCUCAUGCCACGCACGCAAAUUGCACGUAGGCACAUUCAUGAUAAAAAAAACACACACGCCCCCCCCCCACUCCCAGUCGCGCUACACACUCUUCACACAUAGCAUAAACCAUGUGUGUGUACGAGUGCACAGCGGGCUCAAGGGUUGAACAUUAAGCAGGAUCUCUGUGUGUGCAAGUAAGUGUGUGUGUGUGUGUGUGUGUGUGUGUGUGUGUGUGUGUGUGUGUGUGUGUGUGUGUGUGUGUGUGUGUGUGUGUGUGUGUGUGUGUGUGUGUGUGUGUGUGUGUGUGUGUGUGUGUACGUGCGUGGCACUUAACUGGACUUUCAGGUCUGAUGUCAAUCUAAUAAUCAAAAAAAAAAGUGAAUCUAAAAUGAGUGCCAAGGCCCGCGAGGACACAUAAGGGGACAUGUUGUAAAAUGGAGGACGGGACAUUCAGGAAACGGAGAUGGAGAUGAGGACUUAAAGGGAUGCCAGUGGAGGAUGAGGUGAGGUGAGGUGGGGAGAGAUACAGUGGAUUUAGAUUUAGAGCCGAUUCGUCAGAAUAGGCAACAGCUAAGGCAUGGCCAUGGCAAAGGUGGGCAUUAGAUGGGGUGGGUUGGUGGUUACUGACUGAGGUUUUUUACCCAAGACCCCCCUUGUCCAAGUCCCAGCUCUUGUCCAGCCAGCCUUGCUGAAUAAUAAGCGGGUACAACAUUGGGGUGCAUUUCUCAAAAGGGAAGUUGUUAGCCUGUUAGCAACUUCGGUAGUUGCCAAUGGGAAAAUGCAUUGAAAGCAACAAAGUAGCUAAUGUAGUAAGCAACUUUGGUUUCGAGAAAUUCCCCCCUGACCUGGGUCCUCUGUGGGAUAGAUAGGAUAGGUGGCGGGUUUAAUGGGUUGGGGGUUUUGUUGCACAGGAUGAAAAUGUGUAGCGGCUGAGAUCAAAACCAGUUCUUUAAAUGCAAUAAUAAAGAAAGCCUGCCUUACUGGCCCAGAACAGUAACGAUGUUUUGUAAAAGAAGAAAAGAAAAAAAGCAGAAAAGAGGGCAGAGAGAAAGAGAGAGAGACAGAAGGACAAAGGAGAGUAAUUUCUGUGAACUAUUACAGAAUAUCCCAGUAGUCUACCAUAAAUAUACCCAGAAAUGACUAUAGUACAGUACAUAUCAUAAUAACCUUAUUCAAUAUGUGUGAAGAAGCAUUGCACAAUGACAAAUAAGACAAUAAGUUCAUACAGUACAUAGGUACAAGGUACAUGAUUUUAUUUAACGAAAUGUUAAGGAGAAAAAAAAUGAACAACUCUUUAGAACGGUACCCUUUAGUCACAAUAACGUGUUUGUAAGUAAUUCUCAGCGGACAGCAUUAAGUAUACUUUUUAAUCAUUAAGGCGAAAUUAACCACUAUUUCAAUAUCUCGAGCUCAAGACAGGUGAUGUUUUAAGUGGAGUAGCCUAGGCGUAUACAAGUGAACCAUAUUUGUCUGUAACAUUGCAUGGGUCAUGCAAAAAAGAAUGCAGUAUAUAUAUACGUAUACUCACAAAGAGCAGCUAUGUGCGCUCUUGCAAAGCAUGGUUGCAUCAAGUUGGACUGCAGCUUUGGGUUGUGCUGUCAAAAAACUCUUUCCCAAGCAAUCACAUUCCCCUUCUGAUGGUUUCAGAGAAGGCUGGCAGGAGAGUGUGUCAAAGUAUUGUGAAGAGGCAGAGGUCCAAUUUUAAGGAGUAUGUAAUGUUUUAUUUUAAAAAGAGACAUUCCUACUAAAUGGGAGCACUCUCUGUCACAAGAAAAUGGCAUUCCAGUAGUGUGAGAGAAAAUAAUGCAGCACGGUUUGACGAGUUGGCUUCUAUUGUUUGGGUGUUUGAAUCGGAAAUGAUUCAGACCCACUUUGGUAAUCUUCAAGAUUUGUACCUGGAGACGUGCACUCCAGCCCAGUAGAAACCCUGACUACGCAUCAUCCACCUCUGUAUUCCUCUUUGCCUGAACUUCUUUGACAUCCUCUCUCGCCUGUUCCUCUCAAACUUUUGGGGCGGUUAAAACAAGACACUACAGAAAAAAAUAAGCGUUUGCCUCUCAAAUCAGUAUUAGAGGGAGCACUCACAAGUGUUUAGCGUAUCUUUGCUACUCGUUAAUUUGUAACACCGAGACUUGAACAAUGCAAUGUGGCGUCGAUAGAUCCUCCGGCCUAGUGGCAAAUGCAGGGAAGUAGCAGGAUAUUUUAUCCUGGUGAUUCACAGUGGAUUUCAGGCUGCUAGGGAUGCAUCCUAGGAUUUGGCAAUUAUCAAAUAUAUAUUUUAUGCUCAGAGCUGAGAUAAGAGAUAAACACAACAACAACAAAAAAAUACUUUUCAAGCGAAUAAACAGGUUGGUUUUAAAAUUUGAGAGGAAAAUAACCUAGGAUUUGGAGAUGUCCAUUCAGACAUGUGAUUUAAGCGCUUUUUACCAUAAGUGUUAUUUAAGGUUUUACUGAUGAUUGAUGUUUAUUAUUCUUAAAUAGAGGAUCUUUAUGGUUGAGCUGAAGUGUGGUGCGUCUGUGCGGUCCGUGGGCAUUUCAGAGCACAAGUCUAAAAGGGGUUCUCUUUCUCAUUCACUAGAAUCUUUCUUUGCCAAUUUUCUCAGUACACUUCGAGGUACCUUCAAGAACCCUGAGUUGGCAUUGUAGUUAACCCUUAAAGGCUCUGUGAGGAACCUGUAGGUGCUUGGAAGAACACUAAGGUUUUCUAGAAGGUUCCUCAAAGGACCUUUAGGUUCGUUCACAGCACACACAAACUGAAGAACGCCUAAAGGAACUUUGAGGAACCAUUUGAUUGCCACUGUAGAAGAACCCCCAAAGAGUUCUAUUUGGAACUUUAGGGGUCUUCUAAGAACUUUUAGAUUCUUCAGAUAACCUUUGUGGUUCCUCAGGUAACCUUUAGGUUCCCCACAAACCAGCUGAGGGGUCUUUGAGGAUCCUUCAAAUGAUUUUAGUGUACCCCUGUAAAGUGUAAGUUGGAGAAAGAGGCAACCAUCAUGCUUCUAUUACUAAACAUAAUGUAAGGGACUUCUUAUUAUUAACUCUAUAUCUGCAGCAAGACAAUGUUUAUCCAUAAUUAUAUAAACUCCAGUCAUUUAAAUGAAAAAAAAAACAGUGUAGGAGAGAUCUGAAAUUCAAAAUCUGCUAUUCUAAUCAGCCCUGUCUGUGGCUGAACGUAUUAGAAUCAGAGUCCAUUUGCUGUGUUCAUUAGCUCAUUUCCUAAAUUGAGAACGGAUAUCUGGUCCAGAUCUGAAUAUGGGGUCUGGCCAGCCAUGCACUCAUACAUAUUUCAGUAUGACGGCGGAGAAGAUUAACAAGCCAAGAUGCCAUAAACAAAAUCUCGAAAACUUGGCCAGGCAUGGGUCAGAUAUUGAUUGUUGUUGGCAAGAAACCCAGGAUAGGAUGGAGGCAUACAGUAUAGCGGUGCAUUUUCUGUUGACAGAGAGCUAAAGUUUUGCUAGUUAUUUUUCUUCUUCUCUUUUUGUUGUUUACCCUAUUUCUUGUUUGCAUAACACAUUCCAUGCCAUGUUAGAAUCGGAAAUGAACACAAUUGAACGUGGUGAAACAUUGUAUGCUUUGUUGAAAUCAGAGGGACAUACAUACAUUGUGGUCAGAGGGUGGCAAGGCAGUGUGUGGUAGCAUAAGGAGCUAUUCUAUAUCCAAUCGCUGAUCAGAUUGAUAUGCCCCAAUUGGUAAUACUGCAACAGUCUGAUUUAAAAAUCACGAGGUCACAUAUUACAAAGCAGCAUUGUGUGGACUUUAUCUGGCUUGACUCCACAUGUAGUCCAAAUGUAAAAAAAAAAAGGUCCCAAACCUAAGGUUGUAAACUGUAGGCAAAACAUUACUGAGGGAAACAGUAUGUUCAUUAUUAUAGGAUAUUAAUUUCAACGUGUAGGAAAAAAAAAGAAAAUGUGAAACACUAAUUGUAACGUAAGAGUCCUUGUCUUCCAAGAAAUCUCCUGAGCAUUUAUAGGGACCUCUCCCCCACCCCCCAAGAAGAAACUGUAACCCAACUGACACUGUGUUCUGGUAAUGUUCCUACAAUGUUGUGGUUCAAUCUGGGCAUGUUUUUCACCAAUGUUUUGAGAACUGUCGAAUGUCCAGUUUCAGCUAAUGGUCUUGUGGAGCAGGGAGAGAGAGAGUGGGAGACCCAUGUCAGGCUUGUGAUAUGAAGUGUAAAUCUGUUUUGGUUUUUUUUUAAUGUUUUUGUUUCAUUUUUUGUUUUAUUUUUUGAGGAUCAGUUAGUGAUCCCUGUGACAUAAUUAAGCCAAGUUUGUAAUUGUAUAAUAUUUACUGUAAGAUGUAGAACAUUCAAUAACUAUUAAAAUCUUUCCCA
This is a messenger RNA of Engraulis encrasicolus (European anchovy), 6319 nucleotides long. RefSeq names its product family with sequence similarity 168 member A (gene fam168a). The record is from RefSeq and is a predicted model, not a curated record. Gene Ontology annotation, biological process: positive regulation of base-excision repair. Lineage: Eukaryota; Metazoa; Chordata; Actinopteri; Clupeiformes; Engraulidae. The transcript has 9 exons. Bases 353 to 1153 code for a protein of 266 amino acids.